Messenger RNA from Anopheles darlingi, 684 nucleotides. RefSeq lists its product as uncharacterized. The coding region runs from base 181 to 684 and encodes 167 amino acids. The record is from RefSeq and is a predicted model, not a curated record. The transcript has 3 exons. NCBI's taxonomy places the organism in Eukaryota, Metazoa, Arthropoda, Insecta, Diptera, Culicidae.
CGAGGAAAUAAUCGACUAACCUCAAAAACACGUUAAACACGACUAAUAGGCUAAUAGGGGAAUAGGCACCUUAAUUUAAAGGAAAAAACGUAACGAAACUCUUUCUACAGGCGGCUGUUGUGUUGUUUUCUGUUACAUUUCUUGAACUAUUACAAACUCUACAGAAUUUUCAUCAUCGAAAUGAUGAGUAGUGAUGAUGAGUUCAUGAUGAGUAGUGAUGCGCCACCACCAAGGCAUCGCCCGACCAGAGUGGAAAAGCUACAACACAAAAUAUGGAUGCUCGAAGAAUUGAACAAACGCCAAGUAGAAAUUAUUGAAGAGCUACGAAGUCGGCCACAGAUUGCCUCGGAUGAGGCAAUGGAGUAUAAAAGACAAGCAGAAAUGUACAAAAAAUUCUACAUAAAAGCAGUGGAGGAAAGAGAGGAGUUCAGGGAAUAUCUUCUGGAGUACUUCUCCCCGUCGUCCAACUCGCAUGCUCCUGAUGGAGAUGAUGAUCCUCCAAGUGAUUGCACCAGAGAUAACUCCCCCCCGCUGCCUAAUGAUGCUGCUCCUGAUGGGGAUGAUGAUCCUGAUCACUGCAAUAAUCAUGAAACAACCCUGUCACCACCGGCCCUACCAUUGGGCAAUAUAAAUGAUCUGAUGGUUGCUGAAGAACAAUCAAAAGAUACGGAAUUCAGACCAUAG